UUUCAUUCUUUUCCUCUUCCUUCUAUAAAAUAUGUACACCACGGAGAAUAAAAACACUUCCGGGAGAUCCUGGAUCGUUAUCGCGAUGAUACUCGCGGUGUUUCAUCUGCCCGCGAUUGUGUCCGCGCAAUUGGGCUUUGAAAGAUUCAAAAGCGAAAACACCAUCGCCACGUACGAUAAUGUAUUGAAUUUCGCAAAAGUUGGAGAGAACGACGUUGCAAAGCAGCUGAACGAAGAACUACUUGGCACGGCUAAAACACGGCACAAACGAUUAUCGGAUCAAAGGCGAGCAGAACUAGAGACCCUGAUGGCUCUUUCAAAGAUGACGGAAAAAUUGGUCAACGUAAUAAGGGGAGGACGACACUUGGACCUGACGAAAUCGGAAAAUCGGUUACAAGGGAAAUAAGGCCUAUCCUGUUGUUAGUUGAGAAUUGAUAGCAGUGCGAAGGAUGUUGACGUAAUUUUAAUUUACCAAUGACGGUACAGAGAAUCAGAAUAGGAUGACCCUGGUACGAAAAUAAACAAAUCGAGUGUAUCAAUUCGUUGCACGAAAUCAUCGAUGGAUCAUCAUAUUGACGAAUUAGGCGUUUCAUCGGCAAAAAAUGAUCUUCUCUUACGCAUGAAUAAGAAUGACAAUUAUGUAACUUAUUUAUUUAACGGAAUGAAUGUUUGCAAAUUGUUUUUUGUACGAUGUUUUCUACUUUUUAUAUUAUUUAUCAAUAAAUUUAUAUAUAAUUCAACUUAA
Molecule: messenger RNA, 745 nt
Organism: Osmia lignaria (orchard mason bee)
Lineage: Eukaryota; Metazoa; Arthropoda; Insecta; Hymenoptera; Megachilidae
Source: RefSeq, a predicted model, not a curated record